AUGAAUCCCGAGACAAGAGAAGCUUCAACUGAUGAAUGGAAAAUGGAAGCAGGCCUACUCCUCUCUUCUCAAUUGUUAUUGGAGUACAAUGCAUUUUACUUCUACACUGCAUGUGCUGCCCAUUUUGAAGACCCCAAUGUCUGCCUCAAAGGACUGGCUGGCUUCUUCAAGAAAAACAGUCUUGAGGAAAACGAACAUGCACAAAAAAUCAUUGACUUUAUGAACAUGAGAGGAUUGAAUAUUGAGUUCAGGACCAUAGAGGCUCCAGACAUAAAGAAGUAUGAAAAGACAAGUGAUAUUCUCAAGGCCUCCAAAGAGUUUGAGCAGACUGUGCUUGACAAUAUAUUGACUAUUUCUGAAAUAGCUGCAAAAGCAGGAGAUGAGACCAUUGUCCAAUUCUUGGAGGAUUUUAUCGCCGAACAGGUAGAAUCUAUUUCGGAGUUCAACGACUUAUAUGUCAACUGCACAAGAUGUGGAGGAGAAGGCGUAGGUUUGUUCCUAUUUGAUCAGUCCUUGCUAAAGAGACAUUAA
Messenger RNA from Encephalitozoon intestinalis ATCC 50506, 531 nucleotides. Its product is annotated as soma ferritin. Bases 1 to 531 code for a protein of 176 amino acids. Gene Ontology annotation, cellular component: cytoplasm. The transcript has a single exon. NCBI's taxonomy places the organism in Eukaryota, Fungi, Microsporidia, Unikaryonidae. Gene Ontology annotation, molecular function: ferric iron binding; ferrous iron binding. The record is from RefSeq and is a predicted model, not a curated record. Gene Ontology annotation, biological process: intracellular iron ion homeostasis; iron ion transport.